This is a messenger RNA of Molossus molossus (Pallas's mastiff bat), 1933 nucleotides long. RefSeq names its product zinc finger protein 79 (gene ZNF79). Gene Ontology annotation, molecular function: DNA-binding transcription factor activity, RNA polymerase II-specific; RNA polymerase II transcription regulatory region sequence-specific DNA binding. NCBI's taxonomy places the organism in Eukaryota, Metazoa, Chordata, Mammalia, Chiroptera, Molossidae. Gene Ontology annotation, biological process: regulation of transcription by RNA polymerase II. The transcript is spliced from 5 exons. Bases 311 to 1804 code for a protein of 497 amino acids. Gene Ontology annotation, cellular component: nucleus. The record is from RefSeq and is a predicted model, not a curated record.
GGAGCUGGAAGCGGCUUCUCAGCUCGCGCCGGCACCCAGUACCCGGCAGCCCGCUCGGGCCGCCCGCGGCGAUUUUUUCACGCGGGGUUCUGUUUGAGACCGAGUCGUUGCUUGCGCCUCGGGCUCCCUACCGACGCCUGGCUGUGGCUGGCGAGACAGUGAAAGACCCGGCUGGACAGGCCCCACCGCAGCGCCCAGGGCCCAGCACUGCAGGCUCAGACCCGGCACCCGAGCGGGGCCGGAGAGGAGGCCACGGUCAGAGUGGGUCUGCAGUGAAGCGACGCUGACGCCCGGAGAACACUGGGAGGCGAUGUCGCGAGAACCACCUUCUCCACACCCUACUCUUUCCCAAGAGCAAAGCGCAAGAGAGGAAGGAAUGGUGGCUGGUCUCCUCACAGUGGGGCCACAUGGAUCCACACCCUUUGGCAAUGUGACUGUAGCUUUUACUCACAAAGAGUGGAGGCACUUGGUCCCUGCUCCAAGGGACAGGUUCGAGGAGGAGAUACCGGAAAAGUCCAGGAACCUGGUCCUACUGGGACUUCCAGUUUCCCAACCUGGCAUGAACUCCCAGUUAGAACAAGGAGAAAGCCCAUGGAUGCUGGAGGGAGAAGGCCUAAGGACUACCUGUCCAGACUGGAAAAUUAUAUCUGAAUCACCACCAGAGCAAGACAUUUCUGAAGAAUCUUUCCAAGACACAAGGGCAGAGCUGUCCCUUGGGGAGUCAGAUCACAGGAACUGUGAAUGGGGGAAGAGUUUCAAUGUGAGACCAGUCCUUUCUCCACAGCAGAGAGUUCCUAUAGAAGUGAGACCCCGUAAAUGUGAACCACGGACAAAGAGCUUCAGGAGGAAUUCAGACAUAAUUAAAACUCACAGAGCGAAGCCGUACACGUGUAAUGAAUGUGGCAAAGCCUUCAGUUACUGUUCUUCCCUUUCACAGCAUCAGAAGAGCCACACAGGGGAGAAGCCGUAUGAGUGCAAUGAGUGUGGGAAGGCCUUUACCCAGAGCUCAUCUCUCGUUCAGCACCAAAGGGUUCACACUGGAGAGAAGCCUUACAAAUGCAGCGAGUGUGGAAGAGCCUUCAGCCAGAAUGCAAACCUCACAAAACACCAGCGAACCCACACCGGAGAAAAGCCCUACAAGUGUGCCGAGUGUGAGAAGGCCUUCAGUGACUGUUCGGCCCUCGUUCAGCAUCAGAGAGUUCACACUGGAGAGAAGCCCUAUGAAUGCAGCGACUGCGGGAAGGCCUUCCGUCACAGCGCCAACCUCACGAACCACCAGAGGACGCACACGGGGGAGAAGCCCUACAAGUGCAGGGAGUGCGGGAAGGCCUUCAGUUACUGUGCAGCGUUCAUUCAGCAUCAGAGGAUCCACACAGGAGAGAAGCCGUACAAAUGUAACGCAUGCGGGAAGGCCUUCAGCCAGAGCGCCAACCUCACGAACCACCAGAGGACUCACACGGGGGAGAAGCCCUACAAGUGCAGGGAGUGUGGGAAGGCCUUCAGCCAAAGCACAAAUCUGAUAAUCCACCAAAAGACCCACACUGGGGAGAAGCCAUACAAAUGUAAUGAAUGUGGGAAAUUCUUCAGUGAGAGUUCAGCCCUUAUUCGACAUCAUAUAAUUCACACUGGAGAAAAACCCUAUGAAUGCAAUGAGUGCGGCAAAGCAUUUAACCAGAGUUCGUCCCUUAGUCAGCACCAGAGAAUUCACACUGGUGUGAAACCCUACCAAUGUAGGGAGUGCGGGAAGGCCUUCAGGUGUAGUUCUGCUUUCAUUAGACACCAGAGACUCCACGCUGGAGAGUAACUGGGAACAUGACCUAUGUGGACGGGGACCUGACAGGUAGUUUGAAAGCCCCUAGAAACAUGUUUUUGCUCCUUUAAUAAAAUCACUUACGUGGAAGCAGCUUUUCUUUAACAUCUUCUGUAAUCUUAA